AUGAAUCGCAAUAGACAGAGCGGUCAGGGCCAACAAGGAAAUCAUGGAGGUCAUGGACGAGGCAGGCACCAGCCUGACGAACCAGUCGAGUCUCCUAUUCAGCUUGAUUGGUUGAACAUCAUGUUGCUCGACCUGGAGGCUCGAGAGCGAGUCACUCGGCUCUCUUCGCUACCUUUCGACGAGUCUCGCUGUUUGGAUUGGGACACCGUGCACGCUGUUCGUGUUUCCAACUCCAUUCAUGACAUGCUCGGUAAUGGUGCAUGGCGGGUCGUGUUUGACCUCAAUGAGAUCAUCUACAGGGAGCUCACUUUGGAGUUCUUAGCCUCUUUCACCCUCACCAAGGCCGCUUUGAAGCAAUUCUCCUUGCCCAAUGGGAUUACCUUUCGGCUUGGUGGCCAGCUUCACACAAUGUCUCUUACCUAG
Messenger RNA from Linum trigynum, 423 nucleotides. The record is from the annotation of a GenBank genome assembly. Lineage: Eukaryota; Viridiplantae; Streptophyta; Magnoliopsida; Malpighiales; Linaceae.